AUGUCACAAUCUAGAAUCAACGUUCUUGUCACAGGUGCAAACGGUGGCCUUGGGUUAGGUAUCUGCCUACGUCUGAUCGACGAUUUCCUCAGCAGAAAUGACGAGGCUGAAAGUCUGAAUAUCAUCUACACUACAAGAAGUGUAAGGAAAGGAUCCGAAACCUUGAGAACCUUACAAGCACACCUGCGCAAGCAUCACCCUAUCCAGCAGCAUAGUCGUGUGACAUUUCAGCCAGAAAACGUCGAGCUUACCAGCCUUGUGUCUGUAAGAGACCUUGCGCACAAGCUGGUCUCUUCCACAGACCUUGCACGGAUUGACGCCGUCAUCUGCAAUGCUGGUAUUGGAGGAUGGACGGGCUUGGACUGGUACAAAGCAGUAACACAUGUCCUUGCUGAUUUGAUGAACAAUACAGUAUGGCCGGCAUACAAGCUGGGCACAAUCGGUUCUGUCACGAAACUGCAACUGCCACAAGAGCGGCUGUCUGAACCAGUACCUCCCCUUGGAGAGCUCUUUUGUGCCAAUCUGUUCGGCCACUACAUGCUUGUUCAUUGGCUGAUGCCGCUGCUGCGAACUGGAAAUUCGGCUAAUGCUUCUAAGAUUAUUUGGGUGUCGUCGAUCGAGCCACAAGCAGAUCAUUUCCAGGAGUCGGACGUGCAGGGUUUACAAACAGAUGCACCAUAUGAACAUAGCAAGCGAUUGACAGACAUCCUGUCCUUGACUUACAACCAGCCUGCAACCCAGCAGUUUGUCAAGGACUUCACCUCGUCCAAGUCCUCACUCGCUGCCACUUCUUCCCUACCACAACGAGCGGAUCUUGGAGCUCCUGCUAUGCAUGUCUACCACCCAGGCAUUGUAGUCACUUCCGUCAUAUCACUAUACUGGAUCAUACACCAGGCAUAUUUGCUAAGCAUCUAUCUGGCUCGUUGGAUCGGCAGUCCUUGGUCCACAGUGGAGCCCUACGCCGCGGCACAUGGUGCUACCUGGCUUGUCUUGACUUCAGAAGACGAGAUCCAAGAGGCAGAGGUCAACGCCAACGCUAGAUCAGUGGAAGAUGGGCAACCAGUCGUUGCUCAAGGACGCGUCAAGUGGGGAACUGCAAUUACUCGAGGUGGGAAAACCACAGUCCGACCUACAGAAGUGGAUAAAUGGGGUGUCAACGGCUCAGGACAUGAUUAUGCCACUACUUGGUGGGGUGGCGCGAACGGAAGAGGCAGAAAACCUGGUGCUAUCGAGGCGAAAUCAACAGACGUCGAAGAGUUUAUAGCUCAGGGUGUGACAGCAUGGGAUAAUAUGGAAGUGCUCAGAAAGGCGUGGGAGAAGAGACUGGAUCAAGCGGCUUGA
This is a messenger RNA of Lithohypha guttulata, 1341 nucleotides long. RefSeq names its product 3-keto-steroid reductase (gene ERG27). The coding region runs from base 1 to 1341 and encodes 446 amino acids. Gene Ontology annotation, cellular component: lipid droplet; endoplasmic reticulum membrane; mitochondrial outer membrane. The record is from RefSeq and is a predicted model, not a curated record. Lineage: Eukaryota; Fungi; Ascomycota; Eurotiomycetes; Chaetothyriales; Trichomeriaceae. The transcript is spliced from 2 exons. Gene Ontology annotation, biological process: ergosterol biosynthetic process. Gene Ontology annotation, molecular function: 3-beta-hydroxysteroid 3-dehydrogenase (NADP+) activity.